This is a messenger RNA of Scaptodrosophila lebanonensis, 3668 nucleotides long. It is a transcript of the gene Asph, whose product is annotated as aspartyl/asparaginyl beta-hydroxylase. NCBI's taxonomy places the organism in Eukaryota, Metazoa, Arthropoda, Insecta, Diptera, Drosophilidae. Gene Ontology annotation, molecular function: peptidyl-aspartic acid 3-dioxygenase activity; protein binding. The coding region runs from base 118 to 3384 and encodes 1088 amino acids. Gene Ontology annotation, biological process: peptidyl-aspartic acid hydroxylation. The transcript has 17 exons. Gene Ontology annotation, cellular component: endoplasmic reticulum. The record is from RefSeq and is a predicted model, not a curated record.
CGCGGUCAGAGCGUUUCGGCCGCUGACAAUUCGUUCAUUCAGUAUCCAAAAGUAAAGCAUAGAUUUUAGAAAACAUAAUAUAAAUUGCAUUGAAUUAGUAUAGGAAGCACAGGAAAAAUGUCGGGCGAUGUGCAGCCGCGGAAACGUAAGGAUAAACGCAGAAAACGUGAUGAUCGCAAAUCUGAGGGCGAAGUGAGUUUUUCACGCCAGCAAAGCUUUCAAGAUGACGACGAAUCUUCCCAUGGCGUGCACAUCACAAAGAUGGGAAACGACGACGUGCAUUUGCACGUGCAUCACGAACAUGGUACGGGCGGACAUUGGUGUGCCAAAAUAAUAUUCUUCUCGCUAAUGGCAGUGCUGUUGGGCCUCGUGGGCCUCAUUAUAAUGGAAAAUCGCGGUUUGGCGGACUUAGACACGCCAUUAUCAGAGUCGCGCUUCUCCAACUAUUUUGAUGGGUGGGUAGACGAGCAUCGUGAGGAACAUGAUGAACACGAUAAACACGGGGCCGCCGCAAUAUCAGGGGAAGAUCAUGACGAUCAUGACGAUCAUGAUGAUCAUGACGAUCAUGAUGAUGAUGACGAUCAUGACGAACACGACGACCAUGAUGAUGAUGAAGAUGCGGAAGAAGAGGCUGAAGAAAAUGAUGACGACGACGAAGCAACCGCAGAAAAGGAAGCCGACGAAGAGCAGGAAUAUGACCAAGAUGAAGAUGAAGAUACGGCCGCCGAAGAUGAUGGAAUUGAAGAGUCAAUAGAGCUAUCGAAGAUACAAAAGAGACCCGAAAGUGCACCCAAUAAAAUUAGCGAUAAUUUAGAUGAGAAUGAUGAAGAGGAUGACGAAGACAAUGAAGAAACCACUGAGCAGCCCCAGUCUCAAUUAAGCACAGAAAAUGAAGCUGAUAAUGAUGAUGAGGAGGACGAUGCUGAGAAUGACGUGGAUGAUGAAGACGACAACGAAGAAGUUGAGGAGUCACUUGAACCACCCCAGUCUAACACACCUGAGGAUGAUGCCGAUGAGGACGAUGAUGAAGCUGAUGAUGAUGCAGAUGAUGACGAUGCAGAUGAAGAAGAUAUUGAGGAGUCUGUUGAGCCACCAAAAUCUCAAUCAAAGCCCGAAAGUACGUCAAAUGCAAAUGAUGAGGACUUUGAUGAUGAUGAUUUUGAAUCGCUUGAUCAGACGGUUGAUAAUGAAGCCGAAGAAUUGUUGUUAAGACAAGAAAAGGCACGGGAAGCUGCCGCUUCAACCGCAGAUAUUACUAACCAGGAUACUUCCAAUGAUAAUGAUAACGAUGCAGAAGCAACAGAGUCAUCUUGGUUUUCAUCGCUUCUCGUCAAAUUUGGCGUUGGCGUUGCACUUGCCUUAGUUUCACGGCUUGUAUUGAUACGGAAAAAUCCAAAUACAACCGAACAGAUGAAUCAGGAAGCCUGUAUGAGACGUAGGCUGACAAUCGCAUCUGCCGAAGAUCAUAUACCCGACGAUGACGAGGAGCUGCCACCGCUUGAUGAUGAAUAUUCCGAAGAGGAAAUUGAAAUCGAGGAGGAAAUCGAAGUUGAGAUCAGUGACAUAGACGAAGCCGCCGAUGGUGUGGAAGGUGGAAGCGAUGAUAAUGUAGCCGCAUCGCACAGUUAUGUUCCAGAAACAUUCGAACAACUAAGUGCACAGUAUAAGUCAAAGCAAGAGGCUCAGCAGGAGCCAAAAGAGAUCACAGCAGUGUCAACGGCAGCCCCAACAAAAACCAGAGAGCAAAUAUCGACACCAAAAACAUCUGCAUCUGAUCCUGAGCCGACUGUGUCUACUGAUAUAUAUGUGGAGUAUGAGGACGGUGCCGCCGAGGACUAUGCGCAGGACGAAAACGACGAAAUAACGGACGAGGAGGACGAAAUCGAUGAUGAUUAUGGCUAUGAACUCGAAGAAGGUGAUAUAUCUGAUGUCGACGACACAGAGUUAAUGAAUAGACUAGAAGCCAAAUACGGUCGCUUGCCGGCCAAGGAAUAUGAAAGUGAUGCAGAUUCCGAUGAUCCAACCUGGACACAAAUUAAACCUAAAGAGGCAGCGCCAGGCGCUGGUCCUAAAGCGAAAUUAAAUACAGACGAUGAUGAUGAUCUUUUUGAAGCGGAGCUGCGUAAGGCUAAUGCCGAAAUGAUCAGAGAGAAUCCGAAUCCGGCGAAUGCUUUGCGCGCAUUUAACAAUCUAAUAAUCAAAUACACGCACAAAUCAUCGGCCCAUUUGGCAAGAGCUCGCGCUCUGGAGCAGCUGGCCGAGAUUAGGCAAAGCAAUGAGAUUCUGGAGCAGGCCAUUGAUUCCUAUAAACGUUACCUGGCCUUUGCUGAACUGAUAUCCGAUGAUGGCGAGUUUCGGGCAGCUGGAGAACGUUGCAUCGAGCAUCUGAGAUUCAUGGGUUAUCAACAGCAAGCGGUGGCCAUUCACGAGCUGCUCAUCGACCGCUUCUGGGAGGAACCGCAGCAGCGCAAUCAACUAACGCUCACAUAUCUGAUGAUUAAUAAUUUGGAGCUAGUGAGACGCACAGCGGGGAAUACGCUGAAAAUUUGGCCGCAAGAUGCAUUGGCACAGCUUUAUUAUGGUCUGGCGGUGAAGCAGUUGGAUCGAGACUAUGCUCGAGCUCUACCCUACCUCAAGUACGGCAUGGAAUCGGGACUGAGGGGUACACAGGAGGGCUUUUUCUACCUGGCGUUGGGCGAGACGCUGCAACGCUUGGGCAAGCAAUCGGAAGCGCUGGCCGUGUAUGAACGUGGCGUGGAGAAGCAGUUUUUUCCCAGCGUUUAUCAGAGAGCCCUCUAUAACGAGCCCCAUUUGCGUGCUCAACCCUUUUGGGAUGUAGCCGAGACAGGCUAUGCCGAAUCGUUUGAGAAAUUGCAACGCAAUUGGUCUGCUAUACGCGAUGAGGCCUUGGCCUUGCUCAACCACCAUGGCAAUUUCCAAGAGGAAACGGAACAGCUUCGGGAUACUGGCGAUUGGACGCAAUACGAGCUAUAUGCGCAGGGUCAGCGGGUGGGCAGGAACUGCCAGAGAGCACCUAUAACUUGCGCCCUACUGGCCGGUUUCUUUCCAGCAGCCACAAGCUGUCGACGCGGCCAGGUUAAGUUCAGCGCCAUGCGGGCGCAGACACAUGUUUGGCCUCACUGCGGACCCACAAAUUGUCGUCUGCGUGCCCAUCUGGGGCUCGUGACCCCCGAGCCACAAUUAACGAGCUUACGAGUGGCCGAGCAACUGCGAACUUGGCAGGCGGGUGAGCUCUUCAUUUUCGACGACAGCUUCGAGCACGAGGUCUGGCACAAUGGCACGGAAUUGCGUUUGGUGCUGAUUGUGGAUGUUUGGCAUCCGGAUCUGACAGCAGAUCAGCGCCUUAGCAUGUCGGAGAUUUGAAUUGGCUUUCAGUUUAACAAAAGACGAUUCCCCUCCCCCCGAACACCAGCCUGCUUUAGUUUAUUUUCUGGUUUUAUAUUCGUUUAGCUUAAAGGUAUCUCUUACACAAUAGCUAUUGUAUGUAUGCGUGUUCAGACUAAGUAUAUAUUUGUACGGAUUUUAUUGUAAGACUUAUGGGUUAUGUGUAUAUCUAUAUGUAUCUGAGUUUGGCAGCAGCAUGUUCGCUUCACUCAGAACGUGCGCAAAUCGACUAAAUAUAGUAGACUAUUUUGAUCUUUAACACA